Molecule: messenger RNA, 6388 nt
Organism: Alosa sapidissima (American shad)
Lineage: Eukaryota; Metazoa; Chordata; Actinopteri; Clupeiformes; Clupeidae
Product: myosin heavy chain, fast skeletal muscle-like
Exons: 42
Coding region: 393-6206 (1937 amino acids)
Cellular component (GO): myosin complex
Molecular function (GO): actin filament binding; cytoskeletal motor activity; ATP binding
Source: RefSeq, a predicted model, not a curated record
UUUCCAUGGGAUAAAGCCGCGGUCUGCGGAAUCUUCCCAUCUUAUGGCAUGAUCCCUUGUGUGCUACAUUUGACAUUGUUGGCAAAAUGGAGGAAGGAAGGUCAGACUGUGUCUGGAAGUAUCCCGCUUCAUUUUAUAAGGUCAACAUCCUGACUCAACUGCAUCUAUCUAAUGUCGUAGGAUGAAACUUGAAGGAGAUUCUUGAGCAGCCACAGAGAAAAGGCAUGACCAAGUAGAGCAAAGGAGGGACUGCUGAGGAGGCGACAGCUGGUAUAAAAGAGGCUUCCCCAGACCACUCCAGCAACCGAGGGGCACAGAGCAAAGGUCGUGCCAUCACCUAUUAUAACAACUGACAUUUUCCUCUGGAAAGCAGGAAAAAGUAAAGUGCCAACAUGGGAGAUGCAGAGAUGGAGUGCUUUGGCGAGGCGGCCAUCUACCUCCGCAAGAGAGAGAGGGAGCGCAUUGAGGCCCAGAACGCACCGUUUGAUGCCAAAACAGCCUUCUUUGUGGCUGAAAAGGAUGAGAUGUACCUAAAAGGUGUUCUUGAGAAAAGAGAGGGCAGCAAAGCCACUGUUAAAACUCUCUGUGGGAAAAUUCUCACUGUCAAGGAGGAUGAAAUCCAUCCCAUGAAUCCUCCAAAGUUCGAUAAAAUUGAGGACAUGGCCAUGAUGACCCACCUCAGUGAACCAACUGUGCUGUACAACCUCAAAGAGCGUUAUGCAGCAUGGAUGAUCUAUACCUACUCUGGGCUGUUCUGCGUCACUGUGAACCCCUACAAGUGGCUCCCAGUGUACGAUGCUGUGGUUGUAGCUGGGUACAGAGGCAAGAAGAGAGUUGAAGCUCCACCCCACAUCUUCUCCAUCUCUGAUAAUGCCUAUCAGUUCAUGCUUCAAGAUCGUGAAAAUCAGUCUAUCUUGAUCACUGGAGAAUCUGGUGCAGGGAAGACUGUCAACACCAAGCGUGUCAUCCAGUACUUUGCAACAAUUGCGGUGGCUGGAGGAUCAAAGAAAGCUGAGGCCACCUCUGGCAAAAUGCAGGGGUCACUAGAGGAUCAGAUCAUUGCAGCCAACCCUCUGCUGGAGGCCUAUGGUAAUGCCAAGACUGUGAGGAAUGACAACUCCUCCCGUUUUGGUAAAUUCAUCAGAAUCCAUUUUGGCACAACUGGCAAACUGGCCUCUGCUGAUAUUGAGACAUAUCUACUGGAGAAGUCCAGAGUGACAUUCCAGUUGUCUGCUGAGAGGAGCUACCACAUCUUCUACCAGCUCUGCACUGGACACAAGGCUGAGCUGAUUGAUGCCCUUCUUAUCACCACCAACCCAUAUGAUUUCCCAAUGAUCAGCCAAGGUGAAAUCACUGUAAAGAGUAUCAAUGAUGUGGAAGAACUCAUAGCUACAGAUACGGCUAUUGAUAUCUUGGGUUUCACUGCUGAGGAGAAAAUGGGCAUCUACAAGCUGACUGGUGCUGUGAUGCAUCAUGGGGCCAUGAAGUUCAAGCAGAAGCAGAGAGAGGAGCAGGCUGAGCCUGACGGCACUGAGAUUGCUGAUAAAAUCGCCUACCUCUUGGGCCUGAACUCUGCUGACAUGCUGAAGGCUCUGUGCUACCCCAGAGUGAAGGUUGGAAAUGAGUAUGUGACCAAGAGCCAGACUGUACCACAGGUCAACAAUGCUGUCAGCGCUCUGUGUAAGUCAAUCUAUGAGAAGAUGUUCUUGUGGAUGGUUGUCCGUAUCAAUGAGAUGCUGGACACAAAGCAGCCAAGGCAGUUCUUCAUUGGUGUGCUGGACAUUGCUGGAUUUGAGAUCUUUGAUUUUAACAGCUUGGAACAGCUGUGCAUCAACUUCACCAAUGAGAAACUGCAACAGUUCUUCAAUCACCACAUGUUUGUGCUGGAGCAAGAGGAAUACAAGAAAGAAGGAAUUGACUGGGAGUUCAUUGACUUUGGUAUGGACCUGGCUGCCUGCAUUGAGCUUAUUGAGAAGCCAAUGGGCAUCUUCUCCAUCCUUGAAGAGGAGUGCAUGUUCCCCAAGGCCUCAGACACUACCUUCAAGAACAAGCUGUAUGACCAGCAUCUUGGCAAAACCAAAUGCUUUGAGAAACCCAAACCAGUAAAGGGCAAACCAGAGGCUCACUUCUCCCUGGUGCACUAUGCCGGCACUGUGGACUACAACAUCAAUGGCUGGCUGGACAAGAAUAAGGACCCACUGAACGACUCGGUGGUGCAGCUGUACCAGAAGUCUGCAGUGAAACUGUUAUGUCUUCUGUAUGCAUCUCAUGCUGGUGCUGAAGCUGAUGGUGGUGCCAAGAAGGGAGGCAAGAAGAAGGGUGGUUCCUUCCAGACGGUGUCUGCUCUGUUCAGGGAGAACUUGGGCAAGCUGAUGACCAACUUGAGGAGCACUCAUCCUCACUUUGUGCGCUGCUUGAUUCCCAAUGAGUCAAAGACACCAGGUCUGAUGCAGAACUUCCUGGUCAUCCACCAGCUCAGGUGUAAUGGUGUGCUGGAGGGUAUCAGAAUCUGCAGAAAGGGCUUCCCCAGCAGAAUCCUUUAUGCUGACUUCAAGCAGAGAUACAAAGUAUUGAAUGCCAGCGUUAUCCCGGAUGGUCAGUUCAUUGAUAACAAAAAGGCUUCAGAGAAACUCUUGGGCUCUAUUGAUGUUGACCAAACUCAGUACAAGUUUGGACACACUAAGGUGUUCUUCAAAGCUGGUCUGCUGGGUACCCUUGAGGAGAUGCGAGAUGAUAAAUUGGCAACUCUGGUCACAAUGACUCAGGCCCUCUGCCGUGGAUAUGUCAUGAGAAAGGAGUUUGUGAAGAUGAUGGAAAGGAGAGAGGCUAUCUAUAGUAUACAGUACAACAUCCGCUCAUUCAUGAAUGUGAAAACCUGGCCAUGGAUGAAGCUGUACUUCAAGAUCAAGCCUCUUCUGAAGAGUGCUGAAACUGAGAAAGAAAUGGCAGCAAUGAAGGAGAACUAUGAGAAAAUGAAAGUGGACCUCGAAAAAGCCUUGUCCAAGAAGAAGGAACUUGAAGAGAAGAUGGUCACUAUACUGCAAGAGAAAAAUGAUCUGCAAUUAGCUGUGGCAGCUGAAUCUGAGGGCCUCUCAGAUGCUGAGGAGAGAUGUGAGGGUCUCAUUAAGAGCAAAAUCCAGCUGGAGGCCAAACUCAAAGAGACGACCGAGAGGCUGGAGGAUGAGGAGGAGAUCAACGCUGAGCUGACUGCCAAGAAGAGGAAACUGGAGGAUGAGUGCUCUGAGCUGAAGAAAGACAUUGAUGACUUGGAGCUCACUCUGGCUAAAGUGGAGAAAGAGAAACAUGCCACAGAAAACAAGGUUAAAAACCUGACUGAGGAGAUGGCCUCUCAAGAUGAAGUCAUUGCUAAAUUAUCCAAGGAGAAGAAAGCCCUCCAAGAGGCACACCAGCAGACUCUGGAUGACCUUCAAGCAGAGGAAGACAAAGUCAACACUCUGACGAAAGCAAAGGCCAAGCUUGAACAACAAGUGGAUGAUCUGGAAGGGUCAUUGGAGCAAGAAAAGAAGCUUCGAAUGGAUCUUGAGAGAGCCAAGAGAAAGCUUGAGGGUGACCUGAAACUGGCCCAGGAAUCCAUAAUGGAUCUGGAGAAUGACAAGCAGCAGUCUGAAGAAAAGAACAAGAAGAAAGACUUUGAAAUUAGUCAACUUCUGGGGAAGGUUGAAGAUGAACAGACAAUGGGAGCUCAGCUUCAGAAGAAGAUUAAGGAACUCCAGGCUCGCAUUGAAGAACUGGAGGAAGAGAUUGAAGCUGAGCGUGCUGCUCGGGCUAAAGUUGAGAAGCAGAGAGCUGAUCUCUCCAGAGAACUUGAGGAGAUCAGUGAGAGGCUUGAGGAGGCUGGUGGGGCCACUUCUGCUCAGAUUGAGAUGAACAAGAAGCGGGAGGCAGAGUUCCAGAAGCUGCGUCGUGAUCUUGAAGAGUCCACCCUGCAGCAUGAAGCUACUGCCGCUGCUCUCCGCAAGAAGCAGGCUGACAGUGUGGCUGAACUGGGCGAGCAGAUCGACAACCUGCAGCGUGUCAAGCAGAAGCUGGAGAAGGAGAAGAGUGAAUACAAAAUGGAGAUCGAUGACCUCUCCAGUAACAUGGAGGCUGUUGCAAAAUCCAAGGCAAACCUUGAGAAGAUGUGCAGAACUUUGGAGGACCAACUCAGUGAAAUCAAAACUAAGAAUGAUGAAAAUGUACGUCACUUAAAUGACUUCAGUGUACAAAAAGCAAGACUUCAAACAGAAAAUGGUGAGAUGGGCCGCCAGCUUGAGGAAAGAGAGUCCCUUGUAUCUCAACUGACCAGAAGCAAGCAAGCUUACACUCAGCAGAUUGAGGAGCUGAAAAGGCAAAUGGAGGAGGAAGUCAAGGCCAAGAACGCCCUGGCUCAUGCUGUCCAAUCAGCUCGUCAUGACUGUGACAUGCUCAGAGAGCAGUAUGAGGAGGAGCAGGAGGCCAAGGCUGAGCUGCAGCGUGGAAUGUCCAAGGCCAACAGCGAGGUGGCUCAGUGGAGAUCUAAAUAUGAAACUGAUGCCAUCCAACGCACUGAGGAGCUGGAGGAGGCCAAGAAAAAACUUGCCCAGCGUCUCCAAGAUGCUGAAGAGUGCAUUGAGGCUGUGAACGCCAAGUGUGCCUCUCUGGAGAAGACCAAGCAGAGACUCCAGGGUGAAGUGGAGGACCUCAUGAUUGAUGUAGAGAGAGCAAACGCACUGGCUGCCAACCUUGACAAGAAACAGAGAAACUUUGACAAAGUUCUGGCAGAAUGGAAGCAGAAGUAUGAGGAGGGCCAGGCUGAGCUGGAAGGUGCUCUGAAAGAGGCUCGCUCUCUCAGCACUGAGCUCUUCAAGAUGAAGAACUCCUAUGAAGAGACUCUGGAUCACCUGGAGACCCUGAAGAGGGAGAACAAGAACCUGCAACAGGAAAUAUCAGACUUGACUGAGCAACUGGGUGAGGCAGGAAAAACCAUCCAUGAGCUGGAAAAGUCCAAGAAGACAGUAGAAGCAGAAAAAUGUGAAAUCCACACUGCACUUGAAGAGGCAGAGGCAACUCUUGAGCAUGAAGAGUCCAAGAUUCUUCGUGUCCAGUUGGAGCUCACACAGGUCAAGAGUGAGAUUGACAGGAAGCUGGCUGAGAAGGAUGAGGAGAUUGAGCAGAUCAAGAGGAACAGCCAGAGGGUGAUUGACACCAUGCAGAGCACUCUAGAUUCUGAAAUCAGGAGCAGAAAUGAUGCCCUGAGAAUCAAGAAGAAGAUGGAGGGAGACCUCAAUGAGAUGGAGAUUCAGCUCAGCCAUGCAAAUCGCCAGGCAGCUGAAGCUCAGAAACAGCUGAGGAAUGUUCAGGGACAGCUCAAGGAUGCCCAACUGCACCUUGAUGAAGCUCUCAGAGGACAAGAGGAUAUGAGAGAGCAGGUUGCCAUGGUGGAGCGCAGGAACACCCUAAUGCUGGCUGAGAUUGAGGAGCUGAGAGUUGCCCUGGAGCAGUCAGAGAGAGGCCGCAAAGUGGCUGAGCAGGAGCUGGUGGAUGCCAGUGAGCGUGUAACGCUUCUCCACUCCCAGAACACUAGUCUUAUCAAUACCAAGAAAAAGCUGGAGGCUGAUCUAGUUCAAAUCCAAGGGGAGGUAGAAGACACGGUCCAAGAAGCCAGGAAUGCAGAGGAAAAGGCCAAGAAAGCCAUAACGGAUGCUGCCAUGAUGGCUGAGGAAUUGAAGAAGGAGCAGGACACCAGUUCUCACCUGGAGAGGAUGAAGAAGAACCUGGAGGUCACAGUCAAAGACCUGCAGCACCGUUUGGAUGAGGCUGAGAACCUGGCCAUGAAGGGUGGCAAGAAACAACUCCAGAAACUGGAGUCUAGGGUGCGUGAACUGGAAGGUGAGGUUGAGGCUGAACAGAGACGUGGAGCUGAAGCUAUUAAAGGUGUCCGCAAAUAUGAGAGGAGAGUGAAGGAGCUCACAUAUCAGACUGAAGAAGACAAGAAGAAUGUAACCAGGCUUCAGGAUCUGGUAGAUAAGCUACAGCUGAAAGUGAAGGCCUACAAGAGACAGGCUGAGGACGCUGAGGAGCAGGCCAACACUCACUUGUCCAGACACAGGAAGGUGCAGCAUGAGCUUGAGGAGGCUCAGGAACGUGCUGACAUCGCUGAGUCCCAGGUCAACAAGCUGAGGGUCAAGAGUCGUGAACUUGGCAGGGGCAAGGAGGCUGAAGAGUGAAGACUGAAAUUGGCUAUUAAUGUCACACCUGAACCCAUAAAAUAUGAUUCACUUGUAAAUGGCUUUGAUCAAUAAAAUAGUUCGAAAUUUCAGUAAAUGUUGUGUUUGAUUGUUAUUUAUCUGUCCUAUAAGUAAAUCAAGAUAGCACGGUUUGUAGCCUGAAUGCCUUGUCACUGCACUCU